Molecule: messenger RNA, 3416 nt
Organism: Eurytemora carolleeae
Lineage: Eukaryota; Metazoa; Arthropoda; Copepoda; Calanoida; Temoridae
Product: E3 ubiquitin-protein ligase UBR2
Exons: 34
Coding region: 42-3401 (1119 amino acids)
Biological process (GO): ubiquitin-dependent protein catabolic process via the N-end rule pathway; protein ubiquitination
Cellular component (GO): ubiquitin ligase complex; cytoplasm
Molecular function (GO): ubiquitin protein ligase activity
Source: RefSeq, a predicted model, not a curated record
UUAUUUGAAUUUAUUUCUAGGUUCUGGGGCAAAGUUUGCAGAUGACUUUGGAUAAAAUAGCAGAGCACACUCCCAAGUAUCAGACGAUGUCUAAGCACCUAGGGUUCCUGGGAAUGCCCCAGAUGUUCGAGGUCUUGGAGUUCGAUGUUCUUCAAGAGAAAGUCUCCCUCCAUGUUCCCCUUCACAGGUUUUUGGUCAAUCUUGUCGGAGAAACUGCAAAGUAUGAUUUGCAUUCAACAAUUCUUCGACGGAUAGAGAACAGUCUUCCUCUUCUUAAUCUAGUAGAACCUGUUCUUCAAGUUCUAGUCAUCAUAUCACAGAUAAAUGCUGGUAUGUGGAGACGGAAUGGUAAUCAGGCAGACUCUCAAGCCUUUAUUUACAAUAACAGAACCUUCUUCCCGGGUAUUAGGGAAGCUGAUCUUCUUCUGCUGCAAGUUGGGGCUGCGCUUACACCUAAUAUUGAUCAGUAUCUGGUUAAUAUACUAGCUAGGUUUAAGUUGACUAAAUGGGUAACUGGGGAUAUGGAUACAGAAUCUGUUGUACGAAGUGAGGAGUUUGUGGAGAAGUGCAACGCUUUAGCGGAGCAUUGGUUGAAUCUUGUAAUAGCUAUGGUUGGAGAGAGGUUUACUGAUGGUGUAGGGUCUGGUAGCCUAGUUAGUCCUAGACUAGAGUUAAGACGUGAUAUUCUUCAUCUACUCUGUAUUGAACCUUUACCUCACUCAGUUAUUGUCAAGAGAAUUCCAUCAAUCAAAGAUUCUGAGUGUGAGCUUGAUGAGAUAUUGGAUGAAAUCUCUGAGUUAAAAAGUAGCACAAAGAAUCCUGGGAAGAAGGUUUAUUAUCUUCGGAGUGGGUUGGAGGAGGAGUAUAAUAUGUUCUUCUACGGGUACAGUAAGGAGCAGCAGACAGCAGCACAGGAGUACCAGCUUAAUACCAGACUGAAGAAAGGCGACCCUUGCCCUCCCCCUGACCUCCCCUCCCUGUCCCCCCUCUUCUCCGGCCUCGAACGUGUCCUGGAGUCCUCCGUCCUCCUCCAGGCUGUGUCCUGCACCCUGCGAAGGAUCGCAGACACUUCAACCUCCCGGAGCAAAUACGUCCUGGAGAGUCAUGUUCACAAGGUUCUAUUCCUGGUUGGGCUCGGCCUCCGACAGGACGCCUCGACCUCGAGUUCUAGGUUCACCAGCCUCCUCAACCAGCACGGGGUCAUUGACCUCAUUCAGCGCAUGGUCAACUCAAGACCUGACCUCCCUGAGCAUAUCAACAAGUUGGCCUCCUGGAUCCUCGGUCAGGGCACCCGGAGGACGGAGGACAGGGUAGAGGAUAUGGAUACUAGUGAGGGGUCCUCCGAUCUACUCAGAAAGAGACGAGCUGAGGCCGCGGCAGCGCGCAAGGCUAAGAUAUUGGCGCAAAUGUCGCAAAUGCAGAAAACAUUUGCCACCGAGAACAAGACUCUACUAGAUAGUAUUCAGGAUGAUAAAGAACCCAUGGCAGUGGAUACAGAACAAGAUAUUCAGAUGGUGACAGUGUGUUUGGGUCCCCAGCAAACUGAGAUUAAAGAAGCAAAUACAAGACAUCAAUGUAUACUGUGUCAGGAAGAGGAGAGUAUAGGAUCUGUACACCCCCUGGUGAUGGCUGCGUACAUACAGCGUACAACAACUCUUAGCCAGGUUGGAAGUUGGAAUGGAUCUGGAGAGAGAACAUUUCCAUCUCCAGGCCUACAUCUAGAAGCCAGUAGAGUAUGUUCUCCACAUGUUUCAUCCUGUGGACAUAUUAUGCACGCCAGGUGCUAUCAGAAGUAUUUUGACAGUCAAGUUGCCAAAGAGAGAGAUCGUAAUAUAAAUCUUAUUACAAGAAACUUUAUGAACUAUGAUGUCCAAGAUGGUGAAUACACAUGCCCUAUCUGUGAGAGAUUAAGUAACACUGUUCUUCCAGUUCUACCUCCCCUUUCUUCACUAAGGAAAAAGCAGUCUAAAGCUCCAGUCCCAGAGUUAGGAUUGAACACCUUUGUCAAGGUUAUCAAGGAUGUUGCUGACUCCUGUACUCCCAAGGAGAAGCAAAAGGAAGGAGAGGAGGAAGAGAAGGAGAAGAAGAAGGAUGAGGUUUCAUGUUUUCUCUCCUGUCAUUCUAAGCAGAAAACUCUUAGGGAGUUGACUCUGGCAUAUGGAUCUGAAGUUAGGGACUCAUUCAAGACAUCUCUCAAGGAUGAUAAGCCUCCUGUUGUAGAGGAGAUGCAGAACAUGAUGUCUGGGUUCUGUAUGGCAGUGUACACCCGGAGUCAAGACGUGAAUCCAGAUGAAAUGGAUCCAAGGGUUCCUCUGCUUCUUCAUCAGGCUGUGUCAACCACUCUUUUAAGUUUAGACCUUCAACUUCAGCAAGAGUCGAAACCUUUAUUUGGUAGUUUAAACACCAGGGAUGACGAGUUAGUUCGCCACCUUGUCAGAUUAAUUGGUUCAUAUCCAGCCUGUUGCAGAGUUCCUUAUAGGUGUAAGGUUCUUCAGGACAAUGGUUGCUUUCUGCUCAACUCUAUGUUUGGAGAUGGUGGUAGUGUACGGUGUGUAUUUGACCUGGAUAUGUUUGGUCUGCUGGUCAGCUUAAUCUCAUCUCUACCUGGACUAUUCUACUCAGAGACUUCAACUCCACCCAGGGUGUUAUCUGGUCUGGGGUUGGAGUUGAACUGUUUAAAGAUCUGUGUGCUGCUGCAGAUUGUUCAGAUACUGCGCGGAUAUCCAGAACGCGCGUUUGUGGAAUUUGCCGGUGUGCACAAUAAGUCAGAAAACCAGUUAUUGCAGAAGGUGGUCGGAAGAAUUGCUCGUCAGCGCCAAUUCAGCCUAGACGUGAAAAAAAUGAACUAUUCAAGACUAAGCAGCAGGCUAGAGCAGGACCUAGUUCCUUUACUCCGCUGUUCAGCUCUGCUGUUUAACAGUUUGACAGAUAUACCCCCAGGACAGCAGUUGUCACAGGACGGAGGAACUGUAUACAAGAACCUGUCAGUAUAUCUUGGUUUGCCGGUCAGCUUAAGCCUACUUCUGGAUACUCCAGCUGCCAACACCCUUCUAGAUAGCACUCUGUUGAAUAAACCUGAUUCAAACCAAGUGGAAACCAGCCCGUCCUUUCCACUUACCUUUAGAAGGUCUGUGCCUUGUCUAAAGCCUGGAGCCCAGAAGCAGUAUUUUCCAGUUGGAGGUCUGACCCAGAGCACAGAGUGGAGAGGAGGACUCAUCCCUCUUCCCAGGAUUGUUUACAUUCAACCCAGAUAUUUGUUUACAUUCAACCCAGAUAUUUGUUUACAUUUAACCCAGAUAUUUGUUAACAUUCAACCCAGAUAUAUGUUAACAUUUUUUCCAGCUAUUUGUUACCAUUUUACCCAGAUAUUUGUUAACAUUUUCAACCCAGAUAUUUGUUAACAUUCAACCCAGAUA